Molecule: messenger RNA, 2696 nt
Organism: Vespa crabro (European hornet)
Lineage: Eukaryota; Metazoa; Arthropoda; Insecta; Hymenoptera; Vespidae
Product: ATP-dependent DNA helicase Q5
Exons: 13
Coding region: 56-2530 (824 amino acids)
Biological process (GO): double-strand break repair via homologous recombination
Cellular component (GO): chromosome; cytoplasm
Molecular function (GO): ATP binding; nucleic acid binding; four-way junction helicase activity
Source: RefSeq, a predicted model, not a curated record
UGAUCGACGGUUUAAUUUAUUUUAUAUAUUGAUUAUAUUAUAAUAAUUAACAAAAAUGUUGUCAAGCGUAUUAAAGUCUGUAUUUGGUUAUGAUGACUUUAAAAGUGAUAUACAGAAACGUGCCACCAGUGCUAUUUAUGAAGGUAAACAUGAUGUUUAUGUUUGUAUGCCCACUGGAUCAGGCAAGUCGCUUUGUUUUCAAUUACCAUCUAUAAUGAAAAAAGAUAAAGUUGCAAUUGUAUUUUCACCAUUGUUAGCUCUCAUGAAGAAUCAAGUGGAUUUUUUAGUUAAUAAAAAAAUUAAAGCCGUUUCGUUAAAUUCAAAUACAACUACCAAAGAUAGAAAUGCAAUAAUGAAAGAAUUAUCAUCAAAUUCGCCGCAAAUCAAAUUAUUAUAUGUUACACCUGAAAUGGGAGCGCAGAAGCAUUUUCAAGAACUUAUAAUUAAAUUACAAAAAGCUAAGGCUAUAUCUUAUUUUAUUGUUGAUGAAGCACAUUGUUUAAGCCAAUGGGGUCAUGAUUUUAGACCUAGUUACAGACAAUUAGGUGUAUUUAAAAAGCUUUGUCCUGAUGUUCCUAUAAUUGCUUUAACUGCUACAGCUGCAAAAGAGGUAGUAGUUGACAUAUUAAAGACAUUGAACAUGAAAAAUAUAUUAAAAUUUUCAAUUCCAGUGUUUCGUCCUAAUCUUUAUUAUGACGUAUGGUUUUUAGAAGUAUUAGAUAAACCAUUUGAUCAUCUUAAAAAUUUCAUUGUGGAAGCUCUUGGUCCAUUAAAUGAUUCUCUACCAAAAGAUAAGAGAAAUUGUGGUAUUAUUUAUUGUAGAAAAAAAGAAGCAACAGAAAUUAUAGCUAAUAAAUUAAAUAUGUUUAAUAUUCCAACAUUGGCAUAUCAUGCUGGUUUAAAAAAUCAAGAACGUAAUGAAGUUCAAAAUAAAUGGACAGUGGGUGAAGUUUCUGUUAUUGCAGCAACAUGUAGUUUUGGAAUGGGUGUUGAUAAACCAACUGUGAGAUUUGUGGUACAUUGGACAGUUCCACAAAAUAUUGCAGCAUAUUAUCAAGAAUCUGGUAGAGCAGGUAGAGAUGGUAAUCCAGCCUUUUGCAGAGUAUAUUUCUCUAACGAAGAAUUUGGAAUUAUUUCAUUUCUAAUAAAAGAAGAACAUUCUCAAAAAAGAACAGAAUUUGCAGAAGUACAAUGGAAGAAUUUUGAAAAAAGUGUUGCAUAUUGUCUAAAGACCAAAUGUCGACAUAGUGUAUUUUCUAAAUACUUCGGAGAUAGUCCACCUGCGUGCAAAAAUCGUUGCGACGUAUGUAAAAAUAAAAAUAUUGUUGAAGCAAGAAUAUCACAAUUUGAAAUGUGUCGAUCACGACCGGAUAGAUAUUCAAAGAAAUCUUCGAGUAGUGCAGAUGGCUUUGCAUUUUCUAAAUAUGAUGAUAUGAGCGAGUGUCAAGAAGCUUGCGUUCCAAGAGAAAAAUUAAUUGCCGAUGCUAAACGGGAAACUAAAGAAUUAAUUGAAAAGCAAUUUGCUUUGCGCCGAAAUAACAAUCGUAAUGAAGAGGUGAGAAAAAGAAAUAAUGAAGAUGCUAAGCGAUCUAAUGUUCGUGCAGCUGAGAGUACUGAUAUAAAAAUAAAGGGUUUGACUGUGCAGUUACGAGAACAUUUUUAUGAUAAGUUAAAAACAGUCUUAUAUGAAAAUUAUAAAUGUGUAUGUAAAAAAUCUGGGAAAGAUUUUCAAGAAAAAGACAUGCAUAAUAUAGCUUAUCAAUUAGAAUACAAUAUGCUCUGUAGUACAAGACUUCUUAACAAGUACAAAUUUGAUAUGUCUAAAUUGAUUUCAUCUAUACGAAUGUGUACUAAUAAUGAUACGACACAUGAAGCAUUAAUAGAAUAUGAUAUUAAUUAUGAAGUUCACCCUCAAACAACAGCAUCUAAAACAGUCCCUACGAAUGUAAAUGAUGAUCAAAAUAAAUUAAAGAAUAAUAAUAUUAAAAGAAAUGAAAAAAAUAAACAAUGUAAAAUUAUGUCGUAUUCACAAGACAAAUCAAACAAUAGUUCUCAUGAUACUACAUUCAAAACAGCUUUAGAAAUUAAAAAUAGCAAUCAAAUGAAAGUUAGUGAAAACGAUGAGACCAAAAAUUAUAAUGUAACUUAUAUUAACAAUGAAAUUAAAACAAUGAAGACUGUACGUGAAGAAAAAGAAACAAGAUUAAAAGACCAUGAUGUUGCUUUCGUUUCAGCCAGGGUGAUUAAUGAAAACAAUGUUCAAACUGCAAAGGAAAAAAUGUGUAAUGUACCCAAAACAAGUAUUAAAAAGAAAAAAGUUAAUAAAAAUGUCAAUUCAAAAAGAAAAAUUUAUGAAUAUCUUUUAACUAGUGGAAAUUCCAUCAGUAAAGAUACGACUACAGACAAUAAAUCAGAAACUUUAAGCAAUAAUGAAAAGCUUAUAAAUGAGAUUAAAGUAUGUAAGGAUAAAAAUAAGCGUAAAGUUAAUGAUUCAUUCGACGAUACUUAUGGUAAGAAAAGAAAAAACUGAAAAUCUAAAUAUAAAAAAUAAUUCAAUAAGAAAGGAAAUUUUCGCAAACUUAAAAGAAACAAAAACAAUAUAAUGGAUAAUGUUUGUACUGUCCUAAAAAAUAAUAUCCUAACUAUAAAAUCAUUAGAGCAGUAAUCUAUUUAUAUAUAAUCUAUCUUAUAAAUAU